UAAAUAUCUUAGACGAAGUAGGCAGUCGAGCUGCUUUGAUGUUUCAAGAAUAUUGUGACCUUUAUCGAGAUAGUCCGGAGAAUGACGAGUCAGACAUUUGUUUGAUGGAGAUAGUUUGUGAAGCAAUGAAGUUGGUCACGAUUUGCUUCCUCGUUCGGGAUAAUGUCGAUGCCAAAACGCUUGACCAAAUCUUCCUAUUGCAUACAGAGGAAACGUUGAUCAUUCAUCCUCUCAUUCAAGCUACUGCCACGGACUCAUUGAUCAUAUUAGCUCGAAACUACCCUGAUCUAGUCACUCGAAUCAGUGACGCCCUACGUCUGUACAUUGCUUCACCCUUACCUCCUCCGGACGAUGUCCCAGACGAACAUGAUUUAGCACCUAGUUACGCAAUCACCGCUGCUGCCCAUGGUUUAGCUGUUUGUGUGGAACUGAAUGACUCAAACGACUUUACCAAGGCAAUCGCUCACGCGCUUCUCAAUCACAUCAAUAUUAGCGAGUCAGAUAUAGAUUCCUCUGGGUCAAAUCUCAAUGCCAGUACAAAUUCAAUCGGUCGACAAGCGACGUACCUAGAGGCACAGAAGAAGCACAAGGCGGCAUCCCCCGAAAGCCAGCAGCUCAUCUCUAUCAACUGCCUUCAUGCUCUCGUGGCGUUGUUGAAGGAGAUCGACCAAAUCGAAUUGACUUCUACUAUCAUAUCUCUCCUCUUGCUCCGAAUCAAGGGUGCUGCUCCUAAUUUGGAAGCCGUUAUUCUAGUAGGAGUUGCAGAUUUGGCCCUUCACAUCAAUCAGCAAACUUUCAAGGAGUCGAUCUCAACCUUUUCAUCUAUCAACAAAAACAUAUCUCUCGAUGAUACUGAAGUCGCCACAGACGCUGUCUUUCGGACAGGCAUUUACAAAGCUCAAAUUAAGCUCUCCAAGGCUCUCGUAGGCCGAGAUGACCUUUGUGAGAUUUACCUCGAGGAAUUAUUGACUCUAUUUAUUGAAAAGGGGCAACGUAUCCAAACUACCCACGCCACUCUACCCACUUUUUCUCAAUUGGUGAAUCAUCUGGGAGUUUUGAUUCCAGCGAUCGGCAACUUACUUCAAUCAAAAAGCUCAUACAAUCCUCACCAAACCACAUCGACCAAGACUUCUGAAUUGUUCAGGAAUUUUUGGUACAUUUGUGUUUUAUUUGGAUUUCUUUCUUCGCCAUCUUCCUCUCGAACUACGAGUGGGACUUCAGUGACACCUCCAGAUUGGUUGAUCGCAAGCUUACGUCAAAUAGCUACAAAGUCACCUACAUUGACUCAUUUGACACCUAUCGACUACGUCACUACUCAGCUGGAUUACAAUCCGAUUUUGAAAUUCCCUGAGCCGGCCACUCAAGAAAAGAAACAAGAGCUUGCUAAUGUGAUACCAAGUCAUGCGGGACAAAUCAAAGGUUUCACUUUUAUUCAGACUAUGUUCUUAUUGACAGUGGCUAGACUGGAGAUUUUCCGAGCUGAAGACUGUCGGGCAUCUAAUAUGCUGGAGUACCUGAGGCACAUUCAUCCGGAUGAAGUUGAUGUCAACAAUAUUUUUGGAUGUUUGGUCACAAUUUCAGAGAAAGUCCUAUCUACAUUCAUUAGCUCUUUUCAGCAACAAGCCAUCCGACAUUCUGAAGUACCACAUGUCUACCACCAGAUUUCGGAGAUUUUAAAGUUUACAUGUCACCACUCGAGUAAGAUCAGAGCGAUUGCGCUACGAUAUUGUCAGGAUCUCAUUAUUGCAUUUCCCACUUUGUUGUGUAAAUUCGAAACUGUUCGUGACAUGUUGGAGAUGUUAACCUUAUUGCGAUUAUCUUGCGAAGGGGAAUAUGAAGAUGAGUAUACGCCGGUUUAUACUUUUCAUUCAGCAAGCGCAAACUUGACGAUCGAGCUCACAGAUGAUUAUGCGGUACGACAUGACACGUUGAAUGAUUUGAAUAAAGCCAUCAUGUAUUGGCUUUCGAUAGUGAUUGCCCGAGCGCCUCUUGAGAUGCAGAGCAUCUUUCAAAGAUAUUUAGAUGCAGUUUCUUCUAAUGAUGCAUUAAGAUCGAUUGGACAGGUGGAAAUGGGAAAAUCGGUAGCACUGGAGUUAGCCAAAACGCUUCCACCUACCUCAACCCUUUCACAUUUCCCAUCAUGGGGUAAUUGUAAAGCGGAUUUAGCCAACGAUCUUGCUAGAUCUUUCUCAAGUCGAAUGUUUUACAAUGGUGAAGCUACACAUCUGUCUUCUUUGCCUGAGGUAGAGUUUAAGUCUAGUCUUGCUGAAAUCAAGAAGAAUUUACAUGAAAUCAAUGAUCAAAUCAAUUCUGGAUUGAAAAAGAUGACGAUUGAAGAUUUGAGUAGUGUUCUUUAUAAAGCUGGAUCUCAUGUUCUAGCCGAUUCGAGACCUGAUUUAGAUUUACUUUUCCAUAUCGUUUCAAUCCCGAUCAAAGUUUUCAGUCCUUUAUCAAUCUCACUUGGACUUGAGCUUUGGACUUGGUUAAUAGAUGUUAAACCUGAGGUAGAAAUCAAACUGAUGACUGAAGUGAUCAAUAUGUGGGCUUGGACCUUACGUAGACGCAAGGGACUCUUCUCUAGUGCUUGUGAUUUGAUCAAUCCACUCAAUCAAUCGAUCCAAUUCACCCCAACUGAUCGAGAAGAGAUGAAACAUCGACAUAAUACUGUUAAAAGGAUGUUAAAACCACAUCACAUCCUUUUAGAUUUUAUUUUAAGUCGAUUUCAAGCUGCAAGAUAUCGAAAUCGAACCUUGGUUUUAAUUACAAUGAGACUUUUGAAAAAUACGCUUUCGAAUGUGAAUCAUUGGUCAACUCAUCCACUUUCAAGAGAAUUGCGGAUCAGAUUAAUAAUCUUUGGAUUUAGUCUUUGUCAAGGUAGUAGAAUGGAAGAUAAUGUUGAAUUCAAUUUAAGAGAAGUUUGUUAUCUUGCUGGAUUGGAUUGGUUUAAAUUAACACCUAGUUUUAAUUUCGGUUCCAAUCGAUUACAACAUGAAUCUGAAUUAAGAUUGUUACAGGAUCUAUUGGCUAUGGUGAUAGUUGAUAAACCUGUAAAUGCUCAUCAUCUUAGUAGUCUUGAUCCUGGUACUAAAUUAAAUCGAUUACCAGGUCGAACUAGUGCUACGGUAGCUUCUUUACGUCAUUCCGAUCGAAAUCAUUUAUUUCAACUUUUAUUAGAGAAUGAAAUUAUUCGAUUAAUGGCUUGGCAAAACCCAUUAAGUGAUGUGAAAAGAGGCAAAAAUGUAGAACCUAUAAUUUCUAAAGCAACAGGAGAGAUUAGAUGGAGACAAAUUGUACAAACAGCUUGGUCAAUCGAUCCAGAAUUGAUGAUUAGAUUGAUGGAAAGAUUUAAGUAUCCUUAUAUUGAAUCAGAAGUCAUUGCACUUGUGAAAAAGUUUCCAAGUCAAGCACGUAAAGUAUCAGAAGCCUUGAGUUAUUUUGUGGAUGGAUUUGAUAUGACUAUUGCACCUAAUUUACAUCAUAUAUUGUAUUGGAAAAAAACUCCAGUGGUGACUGCUCUUAGUUUUUUCUUACCUCAGUAUGACAAUGAUCCAAUCUUGUUACAAUAUGCUAUGAGAGUUUUAGAAGAACAUCCAGUAGAAGUGACAUUCUUUUAUAUACCUCAAGUGGUACAAGCUUUAAGAACGGAUGGAUUAGGGUAUGUCGAACGAUUUAUAUGUGAAACUGCUAGGGUUUCACAGUUGUUUUGUCAUCAAAUCAUUUGGAAUAUGAAGGCUAAUACACAUAGAGGAGAUGAUGGAAUCGAACCUGAUCCAUUGAAACCUGCAUUAGAUCGAAUCAUUGAAAAGAUUGUAAAUUCAUUAUCAGGUGAAGCAGAAGAGUUUUAUAAAACUGAAUUUUCAUUUUUUGAUGAGGUCACUGGGAUUUCAAAAAGUUUAAGAGAAUAUUUAAAGAAAGAUAAAUCUGAGAAAAAGGCCAAGAUUGCGGAAGAGUUGGCUAAGAUUAAAUUGGUUAAAGGGGUUUAUUUGCCUAGUAACCCUGAUGGCACUGUGGUUGAUAUUGAUAGAGAUUCGGGUAGACCACUUCAAAGUCAUGCAAAGACACCAUUUAUGGCGACUUUCAAAGUUCAUAGAGAAAAGAAGAUCCAUGUGGAGGAUGAAAGUGAUGAGAUUACAGAGGGAACAGAUGAAAAGAAAGGAGUCGAUAGUUGGCAAGCUGCGAUUUUCAAAGUGGGAGAUGAUUGUCGUCAAGAUGUAUUGGCUUUACAAUUGAUUGCGAUUCAUAAAACGAUUUAUGAGACGAUGUGUUUGGAUCUUCACCUUGUUCCUUAUAGAGUGACAGCAACGGCCCCAGGUUGUGGAGUGAUUGAUGUGAUUCCAAAUGCAACUUCCAGGGAUGAGAUGGGACGAGCAAAGAUUAAUGAUUUACAUUCAUUUUAUAUUGGCAAAUUCGGACCCAGUGAAUCGGUUGAAUAUCAAAAAGCUCGAAUGAAUUUUAUAAGAUCAAUGGCAGCCUAUUCAGUGAUGUGUUAUAUCAUUCAAAUCAAAGAUCGACAUAAUGGGAACAUCAUGAUAGAUGGAGAAGGACAUAUUACUCAUAUCGAUUUUGGAUUUUUGUUUGAUAUUGGACCAGGAGGCAUCAAAUUUGAACCUAAUUCGUUCAAGUUAACAGGAGAAAUGAUUGUUUUAAUGGGAGGACAAAAUUCAACUGGAUUUAAAUCGUUUCAAGAAUUAGUGGUUAAAGCGUUUUUAAUUGCAAGACCAUUUGUGAAAGAGAUUGUGAUGUUAGUGAAAUUGAUGUCAGACAGUCAAUUACCUUCAUUUAAAGGUGAAGGAACGAUGAUUAGAUUGAUGGAUAGGUUUAAACCUAAUUUAAAUGAAAGAGAAGCUUGUUUUCAUAUGCAAGGUGUGAUUGGAAAUGCUAAACAGAAUGGACUUUCUUUAUUAUAUGAUGAGUUUCAAUGGAUGACUAAUGAGAUUCCUUAUACUCAUAGAGAUUGGAUUGCUAGUGCAAAGUAGACUAUUGAUAGAUUUUGAGGUUUUUCUUGUUUAAAAGGGUACAAGGUAGGAAUAUUAAGUCGAUUGAUUGAUGGGAUUUCUUAUCUUUUCCUCUUUUCACUUUCACUUACUUUUGAUCAAUCUUUUUUUUGCUUUUAAGACUCUCUUUAAUCAAUUUUGUCAGUUUUAUUUUUGAGAAAUGCAUUGAUUGUUUAUUUGUUUC
Molecule: messenger RNA, 5178 nt
Organism: Melampsora larici-populina 98AG31
Lineage: Eukaryota; Fungi; Basidiomycota; Pucciniomycetes; Pucciniales; Melampsoraceae
Exons: 13
Coding region: 39-4976 (1645 amino acids)
Biological process (GO): phosphatidylinositol phosphate biosynthetic process; phosphatidylinositol-mediated signaling
Cellular component (GO): plasma membrane; cytoplasm
Molecular function (GO): 1-phosphatidylinositol 4-kinase activity
Source: RefSeq, a predicted model, not a curated record